AAUUUUAAGCCAACCGCAAAAUCCGAUUAAAAAUAGGUCGGGCUUUUCCUAAUUUUUCUGAGAAAUACUUUUUACGUUGGUAGAAGAUCAACCAACUGCAGCGUCACAAUUGUCACAGGAAAUCGGGAAAGCAGCCGGAUUUGAGGCGACAUUUAGGGUCAGAGCUUCGUUUGAGCGAGAGCACUGUCGUCUCCUUGCUCGAAACGCCGCUCUGGUACACCCGACUCCAUUUUCAAAGCUUCAUGUCUGCCAGCGAAAUUUCCGUUCCUCUCUUCUGCAUCGGAAUGCUGAAUACUUAAAGAAAUGUCUGUGUACAGUGGGGUUUUGUUGGUUCAUUCUUCAUUAAGGAGGUCAAUUAUCUCCUUCAAUACACGAUCCGUGAAAUCAUAUGAUUUUAACAGUGUUUUCAAAGUUCGGUUCUGAAAGCAGACAUACCUUUUGAAGAUUUCACACCAUGAUCCAAUCUCACACAAGAGAAAAUGGGGAAAUUAACUGCUCAACUGCAGCUGGUAAUGGGAAUGCCAUUGAACUGACAGUCAAUGCCAAUUUUGAGGAUGAGGUCAAACAAAGAGCGGAAUUGGUGGAAUGGUUAAAUGAUAUGUUUCCUGAUUUGAGGUUACCAUCGGAAGCUUCAGAAGAGGAAAUUAGAUUGUGCUUAAUUGAUGGAACUGUUUUAUGUAGUGUUUUGGACAGGCUUAGCCCUGGUUCUAUAAAUGAGUGGGCUGGUUCUGAUCCUUCAUCCGAGCCUCAUUUGGAGAAUGUCAAAAGGUUUCUGGAAGCUAUGGAUCAACUGGGGUUGCCCAUGUUCAGACUCCUGGAUCUUCAGCAGGGGUCUAUGGUGACAGUUGUAGAGUAUCUAUUGACACUCAAAGAGUGUUUUAAUUCUAAUUUUGGGGGAGACAAUAUUCAUAUUACAAGUUCGAUGUCUAAAUCUGGAACCCAGCCAAGGAAGAGAUGGAAAGUUUUGGAAGUAGAAAGUUCAGAAGGAAUUAAUGGUACCCUUGGGGAAGUAUCUCUACAGAAUAUUCCAGUAGCUGGAGAAGAGAGGCACAAGAGUUUAUCCGACUCAAAAUUUCAGCGUGUUUUGCGCAGUCCUGUCAUAUCAGAGCCAUCGGCUGCAUUAAGACAUCAUGUUGGACAUAAGUUCCAUGAGGUGUUUCAACUGAAACAAGGACGUUAUGCUGAUCUCCCUGCUGCUAAGAUAUCAGAAAUGAUGAAUUCUAGCAGUUUAGAAAAUGCUCCAACUCAGUCACUUCUGACUGUUGUGAAUGGGAUUCUAGACGAAAGCAUUGAAAGAAAAAACGGAGAAAUACCUCACCGUGUGGCGUGUCUAUUGAGAAAAGUCAUACAAGAGAUUGAGCGACGUAUUUCAACUCAAGCGGAGCACUUAAGAACUCAAAAUACUCUCUACAAGGCUCGUGAAGAUAAGUAUCAAUCAAGAAUUAGAGUACUUGAGACUCUUGCAACUGGGAAUAGUGAGGAGACCCAGGUUGCUAUGAACAAGUUCCAGCAGAUAAAGAUGGAGAAGACCAAAAUGGAGGAGAAGAAGAAAAUUGAGGAGCUGGAUAUGGUUAAAUUGGUGAAAGAGAAGGAUCAUAGUGAUCUUGAAAUUUCGACACUUAAGCAAGAACUGGAGUUAGUAAAACAGAAAUAUGAACAACAUUGCCUGCAAUUGGAAACACAGGCCAAGGGAACUAAAUUUGAGUUAGAGGAGAGAUUAAAGGAACUUGAGGGCCUUUUAGAAGAUUCUACGAAGAAAGCUGAAGAACUUGAGGCGUUUUCUAAAUCGAAAGCUCAGAGUUGGAAUGAAAAAGAGCAUAGCUACCAGACUUUUAUAGAUUUCCAGUUUAAAUCUUUGAGGGAGUUGAGGGUCACUUCUCAGUCAAUCAAGAAAGUGGUGCUAAAUACACAAAGAGUUUAUUCUGAAGAAUUUAGUCGGUUGGGGGUAAAGCUUAAAGGGUUAGCUGAGGCGGCAGAAAAUUAUCAUAUGGUUCUUGCAGAAAAUCGGAAGCUGUAUAAUGAGGUUCAAGACUUAAAAGGAAAUAUUAGAGUCUAUUGUCGGAUAAGGCCAUUCCUUCCUGGACAAAAUGGGAAACAAACUACCAUAGAUUUUAUUGGUGAGAAUGGUGAAUUGGUCAUUGCAAAUCCCCUCAAACAAGGAAAAGACGGCCAUCGCCUAUUCAAGUUUAACAAGGUCUUUGCUCCAACAGCUACACAAGAGGAGGUAUUUUUAGACACCCAACCAUUGAUACGAUCUAUUCUUGAUGGAUACAAUGUUUGUAUCUUUGCAUAUGGUCAAACUGGUUCAGGGAAGACUUAUACAAUGACUGGGCCAGAUGCAGCUUCCAAAGAGGAUUGGGGGGUCAAUUACCGAGCUCUAAAUGAUCUCUUCCACAUCUCACAGAGUAGGAGAAAUUCAUUUAUAUAUGAAGUUGGUGUUCAAAUGGUUGAAAUAUAUAAUGAACAAGUGCGUGACUUACUAGCGAGUGACGGCACCCAGAAAAAACUUGGGAUUUGGUCUACUACUCAACCAAAUGGACUAGCUGUCCCUGAUGCAACCAUGCUUCCUGUCAAGUCAACGGGGGAUGUCCUGGAUCUAAUGCAAAUAGGACUAAUGAAUAGGGCUGUUGGUGCCACUGCUCUAAAUGAAAGAAGUAGCCGAUCCCACAGUGUUCUCACCGUUCAUGUUCGUGGGACGGACUUGGCGACUAGUGCUACUUUGCGUGGCAAUCUUCAUUUAGUAGAUCUUGCUGGAAGUGAAAGAGUAGAUCGCUCUGAGGCAACAGGAGAAAGGCUUCGUGAAGCACAACAUAUUAACAAAUCAUUAUCUGCCCUUGGAGAUGUCAUAUUUGCCCUAGCUCAAAAGAGCCCUCAUGUACCAUACAGAAAUAGCAAACUUACUCAAGUCCUGCAAAGCUCUUUGGGUGGUCAGGCAAAGACACUCAUGUUUGUACAGCUUAACCCAGACGUAGAUUCAUAUUUUGAGACUUUAAGUACCUUGAAGUUCGCAGAGAGAGUAUCAGGAGUUGAACUAGGUGCUGCACGGAGUAGCAAGGAGAGCAGGGAUGUAAGAGAAUUGAUGGAGCAGGUAGCAUCACUUAAGGAUACAAUUGCAAAGAAAGAUGAGGAGUUAGAGCGGCUGCAACUGCUUAAAGAUCUCAGAACUGUAUCCCCCACUGUCAAUGGUGAGAAGCGGGGCACCAGCUUACUUAGGCAUGGGCCUUCCUCUCCAAGCAGACACUCCCUCAGUGUGGCUGCUGCACAACGAAUCCGAAGACUGUCAGGUGGGAAAGGUUCAGGGCUUGAGAAAGCAGCGUCUGAUCAAGACAACAGCUCUGAGCACAGUGAUAAGCGUUCUGAAGCUGGUUCUCAGCAGUCAAUGGAUGACUUGAGGCACCAUAAGGAGUUUUUCCAAGAGUCAAAACUUGCUAUUGUGGAUGCAGGACAGAAUUUUUCUUCAGAUGUUGAGCUCCUAGGGUUUGGGGAUGCAGAUUCUGAGGAGAGAUUAAGUGACAUAUCUGAUGGUGGCCUGUCCAUGGGAACAGAAACUGAUGGUUCAAUAGCAAGUGUUGUUGAGUUCACUCUUUUCCCUGAAGGAGCAAAACCAGCUGUGGGCAUUGAGAAGUCAAAACCGGCCCCAUCCAAACUUCCUAAACCUCCACCAAAGCAGGUUCAAACAGGGUCAGUUCGACGGUCAUCAUCGAAGGAAACUUUGAAGGUUCUAACUAGUUCCAAAAAGGUCCCCACAAGUGGCAGCUCUUCCACAACCAAACCAGUUAAACGAUGGCAGUAAGGUUAGAAGGCACUUUGACAGCAAAUAUUUCUUUUGUCAACACGAAUUUGAACCGAUUUUGUAGCACCGUGUAGCUUGUAUGUACUUUACUGAGGUUCCUCACCUCAUUUUUAUUUAUUGCCUGUCAUGUUUGUUUUGUUGCAAUUUAGGCAUCCUUGUAUUUGUGGAGGCUAAAUGCCUGCAUUCAGUGUGUAAUAUAUUGUUUUUUCUCC
Molecule: messenger RNA, 4005 nt
Organism: Telopea speciosissima
Lineage: Eukaryota; Viridiplantae; Streptophyta; Magnoliopsida; Proteales; Proteaceae
Product: kinesin-like protein KIN-14J
Exons: 24
Coding region: 455-3793 (1112 amino acids)
Biological process (GO): microtubule-based movement
Molecular function (GO): microtubule motor activity; ATP binding; microtubule binding
Source: RefSeq, a predicted model, not a curated record